This is a messenger RNA of Fusarium oxysporum Fo47, 1452 nucleotides long. Its product is annotated as transcription factor domain-containing protein. The record is from RefSeq and is a predicted model, not a curated record. Lineage: Eukaryota; Fungi; Ascomycota; Sordariomycetes; Hypocreales; Nectriaceae. The transcript is spliced from 2 exons. Gene Ontology annotation, biological process: positive regulation of transcription by RNA polymerase II. Gene Ontology annotation, molecular function: zinc ion binding; DNA-binding transcription factor activity, RNA polymerase II-specific; transcription cis-regulatory region binding. The coding region runs from base 1 to 1452 and encodes 483 amino acids. Gene Ontology annotation, cellular component: nucleus.
AUGCCACGAACUCAUCGCAUUCGUUUUGUUCCAGGCCUCAAAAGGAAUCCUCCCCCCGCCCCGGAGAGCCCUGACUCAAUGGGGGAGCCAACCUUGACCCCUCAAUCAAGGUCAGAGUCUUCAUCACCCAAGAUGUCGAGAAGCAAGCAUAGCUGCAAAGAAUGCAAACAGCGUCGCGUAAAAUGCGACGAGGCCUACCCUGUUUGCCUUCGCUGCCAACGUCGUGGCUCUGUCUGUCUGUCUGCCUCGCCGCCGACACAAUGGCAGGCUGAGAUGCCGUGGGUCAUCUCGAAGCCCAUGCAGGAGCUCGGCACUGGGGCCGUGGCACCCAAUAAGCGGCUGCUGCAGUACUGGCUCGAAAAGACAAGCCGAAUUAUGACUGUUCGGCCAGAAAACAAUCCUCUCUCAUUCCCUCUACUUCAAUAUCUCAUGUCGACUCCUUCCUUGUUGCAUGCCGUCCAGAGUGUCAGUGCUGGUCAAGAGCAGUUCUUUCAAUCCUCAAAUCUGGGCCCUUGUCUCACGCAACGAGGCAUGGCUAUACAGGCACUGCGCCACGAGAUCCAGGACCCUGCCCGGAUCAAACCAUCCUCUAUUCUGGCUGUUUUCCUCCAGGGUGUGUCGUGGACGUGGACAGAGGAUCAUCCUUGUGACUAUGGAAAACAGCAUCUUCGCGGGGCUCGGGUGCUUCUUGAAAAUAUGCUGGUGGACAAGGAGAAACGGCAAGACCCUCUGGUCCAAUUCAUGCUUGGCUGGUAUCUCUACUGGGAUAUGUCCUGUGCUUUCAUUGCAGACCGGUAUGAUUUAUCGCCUCUCAACACGCAGCAAUUGUUUGAUGCGAUCCAAGACGCACGAGACUCGUUCCAUCCUAUGGUAGGUUUCAAUGCCCAAUUAUUCUACUUGAUCGCCUGUGUCGGCCGCCAUUGUCGCUUGGUCAUGGACACAGGCGCAAGGGACCCUUCUCUCGAGGCUACGUUUGAGGAGCAGCUGCUGGCUUGGGAUCCCCAACACGAAGACAAAACGCUUGUGGACAUGAGCAUAGCGUAUCGAAACCACGGGCUCAUCAUGCUCUAUCAGAUCUGCGGAAAUCCUAGACUAGCCUCAAGCCCGACCGAGCUUGUGAAUGCGACCAUAGACGAAAAUACCCACGCGCACAUUCAAGACCUGGUCGUGGACACUCUUAGACGUCUGUUUGACACACCAAUCGAUGCGGCUUGCUUCAGCUUCCACUCCAUACCUCUUCUCACUGCUGCAGCCGAGCUACCUCGGGAGCAACUCCAUGAUCGAUCCACUGUAGUAUACAGAUUCAAAGCGCUCUACUCCACUAACAGGGUGGCUGUCAAUAUGUGGGCUAUCGAGCUGUUGGAGGAGCUUUGGGACCUUCAUGACUGCGGAAUUCAUAUCUCAUGGCUCGAGCUGCUAAAAACAAAAGACUGGACAUUAAGCUUUGCGUAA